Messenger RNA from Xiphophorus maculatus (southern platyfish), 2428 nucleotides. RefSeq names its product prolactin receptor-like (gene prlrb). NCBI's taxonomy places the organism in Eukaryota, Metazoa, Chordata, Actinopteri, Cyprinodontiformes, Poeciliidae. The transcript has 10 exons. Gene Ontology annotation, biological process: cytokine-mediated signaling pathway. The record is from RefSeq and is a predicted model, not a curated record. Gene Ontology annotation, molecular function: cytokine receptor activity; protein binding. Gene Ontology annotation, cellular component: external side of plasma membrane. Bases 310 to 1872 code for a protein of 520 amino acids.
AUACCUGAGUCGUGUGGCUCAGAGGGGGUUGCCAGGUGAGAGCAGGUCCUCCGCUGCGAUGUAACAUCUGAGGAAGAGCUUGAUAAAGAUCGUCCACAGUCCUGCGAGGCGUUUGUUUUGUCCGCUCCCAGAGUUGGAAAGAAGGAAAUCAAGCUUCAUGCAGGGCCUGCCUAACGCACCAGGAAGCGAUCCUGUUGAAACUUGCCAGAGCAGGUGUAAACAAGGCGCGCAGCUGAGCCCCGUGUUUACGGUACCUCAUUGAGGACAUGCUGCUGGUUUCUCUUGGCUGUGUCGGUGUGUGACGCCAGGAUGAGGACGCACCUCGGUUUGGUUAUGCUCUGUGUGAUGUCAGCAGCCGGAGUUUGCAGCAGUACAUCUGCGCCAGAGAGUCCCAGACAAUUUGACUGCAGGUCCCGAGAGAAGGAGACAUUUUCCUGCUGGUGGGAGCCAGGCUCUGACGGAGGGCUGCCGACUGAAUACCGCCUCUUCUACGAGAUAGAAAAUUUCAGAGGAGUCCGUGAGUGUCCAGACUACGUCUCUGCAGGAGAAAACUCAUGUUUCUUUGAUAAGAAGCACACUUCCUUCUGGGCUGAGUACAUCAUGAUGGUGGUGGCAACAAAUGCCCUGGGGAACGCCUCGGCACAGUUCCAGAUACCGGAUGUGAUGAAUUAUGUGAAGCCCGACCCUCCUGUAAAUGUCACAGUGGUGGUGAACAGCAGCGCUCCCAGUCCAUUUCUUGAAAUAAGAUGGAAGAGCCCUCCAAACGUGGACGUCAGAACCGGCUGGGUCACCCCAAAAUAUGAGCUGAGGGUUAAACAAAAUGACAGCAAGGAGUGGAAGACAGUAGAUAUAGGUGCACAAACCUUUUUCAAUUUUCACAACGUCGAGCAUGGGCUCCUCUACAUGGUUCAGGUUCGCUGCAAUCUAGACUACGGAAAAUGGAGUGAGUGGAGCAACACUAUAUUUGCUAAAAUUCCUAAACAUCGUCAGCUUGAGAAAUACUUUUGGAUUUUUGUUUUUGUUUUCUCCUUGAUUCCUUUGUUGACAGCUAUGUACAUCCUAGUGCUGAAGAGGAAAGUUGUGAAGCAGUGUCUCCUCCCUCCUGUUCCCGGUCCGAAGAUAAAAGGAGUCGAUGUUCAUCUUCUCAAGAGUGGUCAAUCAGAAGACGUGGUAAACGCUCUGACUGGGAACCAGAACUUUCCUCCCAUGGCGGCCUGGACGGAGCAGGUGGAAGACUUCCUGCUGGUGUCAGACAGCGACGAGUGGCUGCUGACUGAUACCUUCGCAUCUGAAGAAAAGAAAGAUAUCUUCAUCAUUGCUGCCGGUUUACACUUAGGAUUAGAAAUCCAAUGCGGGGACUCGACUGUCGAUCUGAACACCUGGGAAAAAACCGAUGACAGCAAAGAGGAAACAAAGAGCAACUUUUUAAACACGGAGCCAACAAAUCUUCCAAUUGAGAAACAGGAAUGUCUGAGUGGGGAGGAAGUGUCCAUCCAGCCAAACACCAGCUAUGUGGACAUCCAGCAGCGACCGACCCUGACUGACUACAGCAGGGUGAAAGAGGUGAACGGCGACACCAUCCUCAUCCUCAAUGAAGAAGAAAUCCCUCACGGUUCGGACGCUGUGAAGUUGAAAAGGGAGGUGAGCGUGCCAGAUGACUACAGCAGGGUCAAAGAGGUGAACAGCGACGUGGUUUUCCUGGAGAAAGGCGACUCCGCCGACGGAUGCUGUAAGAAAAAAGAAGACCACUACACUGACUGGACCAAUCAGAAACCGAUAAUGCCUCAUGACAGCGAGCUCAGCAAAGGGUUUUGCUCGAAAAUGAUCGCAAACGGAUACGUAGAUUCUGUUCCCUCCUUUUCUGUUAAGUAAACUUGUGAUUGUAAUGAGGCGCAGGACACUGAUGAUGCCAUGUGCUAUUAUUUCUGCUAUCAGCAACAAACGAGACAUUAUUGAAUUGGAUGGGAUGCAGCGCCUGCUAUCCAGAGAGGAAUUUAUUUAUCUAUUGUAAUCAGAGAGGAAAAAAUAAUUGCUUUGGCCACCGUUCGCCAUUUAAAGUUUCAGCAGCUCUGCGCUGUUGAAAGGAUUUAAAAACUGAGAAGUUUUGUGGAUCUGGUAGAGUGACAUUUAUCAGUGGGAUAUUAUCACUGAGUUCAGACUCUUACUGUAACCCACAGAGGAGCAUUUGGUCAAAAUGACCCACCUAACAACUAAAAACCCUCCGCUGCUCCUGAAAGUAGCCUUUUGGAACUUGAUGUUUAAUACAGCAGCAACUAAAAUGUUCAAAUCAAAGCAGAGAGACUCAAAAGGAGUUUUAAAUGGACUCCUUACCUCUCUUCAAGCACUUACAGAAAUGUCAUUCUGCAAGGACUCCUGUCAAUCUGAAUGUUUGAUUUAUAUUUGCAUUAAAUAAGAAGAUAAAUCUUUA